CUCUUAUCAUGGCUGCCACCUCCGGGUCAUUCCACUGAGUUAGAAACGUUCUUGAGCAAAACGACAAUUCAUCGUCAAACUGUGGAAAAACGUCUAAAUCCAUGUUGUGUUUCGUCGCAGGUGGUGGAGCUAAAGACGGGGGGCAAAGACAUUCCUGUGACCACGGCCAAUCGGAUCGCUUACAUCCACCUGGUGGCUGAUUAUAGGCUGAAUAAACAGAUCCGGUCCCACUGCCUGGCCUUCAGACAGGGCCUCGCCAACGUGGUCAACCUGGAGUGGCUGCGCAUGUUCGACCAGCAGGAGAUACAGGUGCUGAUUUCUGGAGCUCGUGUGCCAAUCUGUCUCGAUGACCUGAAGAAUUUCACAAACUACUCAGGUGGAGGAAAACAGCUUCACUGGAUUCUAUU
Molecule: messenger RNA, 407 nt
Organism: Notothenia coriiceps (black rockcod)
Lineage: Eukaryota; Metazoa; Chordata; Actinopteri; Perciformes; Nototheniidae
Product: ubiquitin-protein ligase E3C-like
Exons: 2
Biological process (GO): protein polyubiquitination; ubiquitin-dependent protein catabolic process
Molecular function (GO): ubiquitin protein ligase activity
Source: RefSeq, a predicted model, not a curated record